CAGUGUUAACGUUGGUGUGUUCAUUCCUGGGUCGAAAACGGAUCUUUGCCUCUUUUCCCAAAGAACUGCAACAAAAGGUGAGCAAUCAUGCCUUUCGGUAACACCCACAAUCUGCUGAAGAUGAACUACUCCGCGGAGCAGGAGUACCCCGACCUCAGCAAGCACAACAACCACAUGGCGAAGGUGCUAACUCAGGAGAUGUACGAGAAACUGCGGGACAAACAAACAUCCAGUGGAUUUACCCUGGAUGACGUCAUCCAAACCGGGGUCGAUAACCCAGGCCACCCCUUCAUCAUGACAGUAGGCUGUGUGGCUGGUGACGAGGAGACCUAUGAAGUGUUUAAGGACCUGCUAGACCCUGUCAUCGAGGACCGCCACGGAGGAUACAAGCCCACAGACAAACACAAGACUGACCUUAAUGCAGACAACCUGCAGGGCGGGGACGAUCUGGACCCUGACUACGUCCUGAGCUCCCGCGUCCGCACUGGCAGGAGCAUCCGUGGCUUCUGCCUGCCCCCCCACUGCAGCCGCGGGGAAAGGCGUGCCAUUGAGAACCUUUCCAUUGAAGGUUUAAGUGCCCUGGACGGGGACCUUAAGGGGAAAUACUACGCUCUGAAAGACAUGACAGAAGAGGAGCAGCAGCAGCUGAUUGAUGACCACUUCCUUUUUGACAAGCCUGUCUCCCCUCUGCUGUUGGCCUCUGGGAUGGCACGUGAUUGGCCAGAUGCCAGGGGAAUCUGGCACAAUGACAACAAGACCUUCCUGGUCUGGGUGAAUGAGGAAGACCACCUCCGUGUCAUCUCCAUGCAGAAGGGUGGGAACAUGAGGGAGGUCUUUACCCGCUUCUGCACCGGCCUCACCAAGAUUGAGUCCCUGUUUAAGGAGAAGGGCCAUGAGUUCAUGUGGAAUGAGCACCUGGGCUAUGUGCUGACCUGCCCCUCCAACCUGGGCACAGGGCUUCGCGCAGGGGUCCAUGUCAAGCUGCCCAAUCUCAGCAAGCACGAGAAAUUUGGGGAGGCCCUCAAGAGGCUGAGGCUCCAGAAACGUGGCACAGGUGGUGUUGACACUGCAGCUGUGGGCGGCGUCUUUGACAUCUCCAAUGCUGACCGCCUGGGCUUCUCUGAGGUGGAGCUGGUGCAGAUGGUGGUUGACGGCGUCAAGCUGCUGGUGGAGAUGGAGAAGCGGCUGGAGAGCGGGCAGUCUAUUGAUGACCUCAUGCCUGACCAGAAGUGA
Molecule: messenger RNA, 1233 nt
Organism: Megalops cyprinoides (Indo-Pacific tarpon)
Lineage: Eukaryota; Metazoa; Chordata; Actinopteri; Elopiformes; Megalopidae
Product: creatine kinase B-type
Exons: 8
Coding region: 88-1233 (381 amino acids)
Biological process (GO): phosphocreatine biosynthetic process
Molecular function (GO): creatine kinase activity
Source: RefSeq, a predicted model, not a curated record